AUGACCACAACCCACGACUCCCCGGAAUCCAUCUCCUCGUCCCAGCGAGAGCUUGAAACUUCCGCCGAACGGAGAGCCAACGUUCAAGCACAGCUCAAUCAACGGCUUGACCCCGAGUGUCCGGGGCCAGGUGGGGGGAAGUUAACAUAUGUAGAGACCUGGCGACUGGUCAAUCUCGCGAACGAGGUCUUUGGGUACAACGGCUGGAGCUCGAGCGUCGUGCGCAUGACGGUGGAUUACGUGGACUGCGACGAGCACACACAGCGGUACGGGCGUCGGGGUGUCAGUGGUCAUGCGCGUGACCCUGGAGGAGGAGGAGGGACGGCGCUAGACAAGGUGCGGAACCCUGGCUGGGAUAUCUUCUCCGCUGCCGACACUGCUGAUAGUGUAAGAAGGAGGCGACAAACGACGCCGCUGAAGCGGACGUUGCGCACCUUUGGGAAGGCCCUCGGUAACAGCUCCACCAAGGAGAGAUACAUGACCGAGAUGGCCGGGUCAGGGUCGACAGAGGGCAACAUUCUGCGGACUGCUGUAGCGGCUUCUGCCUUUGCUGACAUCGACAAACUGCUGUCGUCGUUGACUGCAGGUCUGCAACUCAGUGAUUCAGGCCCUGCAUUUCGUGCCGGCUCGGAGGACGGCGCGACUUUAGAGGAUAGAGCGGCAGAGGAUAGCGCUUCACGUUGA
This is a messenger RNA of Mycena indigotica, 684 nucleotides long. RefSeq lists its product as uncharacterized. Gene Ontology annotation, biological process: double-strand break repair via single-strand annealing; double-strand break repair via homologous recombination; mitotic recombination. NCBI's taxonomy places the organism in Eukaryota, Fungi, Basidiomycota, Agaricomycetes, Agaricales, Mycenaceae. Bases 1 to 684 code for a protein of 227 amino acids. The transcript has 3 exons. Gene Ontology annotation, cellular component: nucleus. The record is from RefSeq and is a predicted model, not a curated record.